AUGCUCCAAUGUCCUAAAAAGUCGUCUCCCGUUCAUAGGACGGCCCUCCAUUUGGCCUCUGCCAAUGGCCACGGAGGCGUGGUGACUCUUCUUCUGGAGCGAGGCUGCCAGGUCGAUGCACAGGACAGGAAGAAAAGGACGGCGCUGAUCAAGGCCGUACAGUGCGAGGCGGAGGAGUGCGUGGACAUCCUCCUUAAAAGUGGAGCAAACGUCAACGCGGCAGAUGUGCUUGGCAACACCGCGCUCCACUAUGCGGCAUGCCUUGACACCACAUCUAUCGCGGAGAAGCUGCUGUCCCACACCGCGGACAUGGACGUGAAAAAUCAGGAUGACCUGACACCACUGUUACUUGCCAGAAGGAACAACAGGCAGCUAAUGGCAGACUUUUUAAAGGAAAAACAGGCACAUAUGCCUACAGUUGAGAAGACGAAAAGGUGA
Messenger RNA from Vicugna pacos (alpaca), 438 nucleotides. The record is from RefSeq and is a predicted model, not a curated record. NCBI's taxonomy places the organism in Eukaryota, Metazoa, Chordata, Mammalia, Artiodactyla, Camelidae.